GCUUUUCAACUCCUGUCAAUGUCGCGGCGAAAUUUCAUUUCAAUUAUCAAUAUUACGUUUUGGGAAAUAACACUGAAAAGAAAAGAGUUAAUUACAUCUACACAAAUCAUCUGCUCAGGUGGAUAAGUAUUCAAAAAUGUUUCGACAUUCAUUACGAUUCGUUCGUUCAGGUCAUCAAUGCAGCCGAAUAUGUCUCGCCUCUGUAUCCAGCUGGUCUUAUAGGUGUCGUGAUGUAAGAGCAUUUAGUGGCUUUGGACUUAAGAAUACUGAAAUGCGGUUGAAUGCUCGAAAACCGCUAUUGAAUACUUGCAAUUGUCGAUCGAUGUUUAUCCAGACUCAAGAAACACCCAACCCUAAUAGUUUAAAGUUUCUGCCCGGUACUCAAGUUUUGGAACCUGGAACGACACUAGAUUUUCCAAAUAUUGGUGCAGCUUCUUGUAGCCCUUUAGCAAAAAUGAUCUUCCGCAUAGAAGGCGUAAAAGCUGUAUUUUUUGGGUCUGAUUUUAUAACUGUCACUAAACAAGACGAUGAUAUUGAAUGGAAACUUUUAAAGCCAGAUAUAUUUGCAACCAUUAUGGAUUUCUUUGCAAGUGGCUUGCCCAUAGUGACAGAUGCAAAGCCCUCAGGGGACACACAAAUCAAUGAAGAUGAUGAUGAAGUAGUCCAAAUGAUCAAGGAAUUAUUAGAUACAAGAAUAAGACCAACAGUACAAGAAGAUGGAGGUGAUGUUUUAUUUGUUGAUUUCAAAGAUGGCGUACUAAGACUUAAAAUGCAGGGGUCAUGUUCCUCAUGCCCCAGUUCAAUAGUCACCUUAAAAAAUGGAGUUCAAAAUAUGAUGCAAUUUUAUAUUCCUGAAGUAUUGGCAGUUGAACAAAUCGAUGAUGAAGGCGAAAAGUUAAGUGAGAAGAUCUUUAAGGAAUUUGAACAAAUCAAGAAGAAGGAAAAGAAUGAAUCUGAAUAAAACCUCUAGAUAUUAGAAGUAGUAAAGCAAUAUUACUCACACAAAUAUGUUGUAAAUAGUGUAUAAUAUGAAUAAAUAUUGUUUCUUUUA
Molecule: messenger RNA, 1051 nt
Organism: Zerene cesonia (dogface butterfly)
Lineage: Eukaryota; Metazoa; Arthropoda; Insecta; Lepidoptera; Pieridae
Product: NFU1 iron-sulfur cluster scaffold homolog, mitochondrial-like
Exons: 5
Coding region: 137-961 (274 amino acids)
Biological process (GO): iron-sulfur cluster assembly
Cellular component (GO): mitochondrion
Molecular function (GO): iron ion binding; iron-sulfur cluster binding
Source: RefSeq, a predicted model, not a curated record